Messenger RNA from Choloepus didactylus (southern two-toed sloth), 2020 nucleotides. Its product is annotated as ras-related protein Rab-31-like. The record is from RefSeq and is a predicted model, not a curated record. Gene Ontology annotation, molecular function: GTP binding; GTPase activity. The coding region runs from base 88 to 675 and encodes 195 amino acids. The transcript has a single exon. Lineage: Eukaryota; Metazoa; Chordata; Mammalia; Pilosa; Megalonychidae.
CGCUCGCGGGGCGGGCGGAGGCGGCGAGGGCUGCGGGGACCCGGGCCCGGAGGAUGCGGAGCCCCUGCCUCGGCCCAGCCGGAGCAGAUGAUGGCGAUUCGGGAGCUCAAAGUGUGUCUUCUCGGGGAUACCGGGGUGGGGAAAUCCAGCAUCGUGUGCCGAUUCGUCCAGGAUCACUUUGACCACAAUAUCAGCCCUACUAUUGGGGCAUCCUUCAUGACCAAAACAGUGCCUUGUGGGAAUGAACUUCAUAAAUUCCUCAUCUGGGACACUGCGGGUCAGGAACGGUUUCAUUCACUGGCUCCCAUGUACUAUCGAGGCUCCGCGGCAGCUGUCAUAGUGUAUGACAUUACCAAACAGGAUUCAUUUCAUACCCUAAAGAAAUGGGUUAAAGAGCUGAAAGAACAUGGCCCAGAAAACAUUGUGAUGGCUAUUGCUGGGAACAAGUGUGACCUCUCAGAUAUUAGGGAGGUUCCCUUGAAGGAUGCUAAGGAAUAUGCUGAAUCCAUAGGUGCCAUCGUGGUUGAAACAAGUGCAAAAAAUGCCAUUAAUAUUGAAGAACUCUUCCAAGGAAUCAGUCGCCAGAUCCCACCCUUGGGCCCCCAUGAAAAUGGAAACAACGGAGCGAUCAAAAUUGUGAAGCCAACCUCAUCCAACGGCUGGCGGUGCUGUUGACGCGGAGGCCGCCACGGCCGUCCCCGAGCAUCCAAAGCCCAGGCCCACUUGCUGCCUGCCGGCCCCCUCCUCGGAGGCCUGGCACCUUCCUUGGAGAAAGUGAGCCUGCUGGCUGUGCACGGUGGAAGACCUGCUGGGAACAGGGAAGAAAAUGUCCCUGGAAGAGGAUUUUCUAAAACUCCCGAUUGAAGCCCACCACACCACCGCCAAGCGGCCUUUAGCGCGUGAAACACACAAGGGGACGGAUGUUAGGUAAUGCGUAGAUGCUUGAGUUUUUUGUUACAAAACCUCAAAGAAUUCUUGAAUUUGUACAAAAGUCUUGCUGACUUAGUGUGGGGUGGGGUUCCAGUGUCCCAUUUCCUGUGUCACCUGGCCAAAUUUCAGUUACAUCUUCAACUCCAGUGCCUUUGUCACCUAACCAGCCUUCGCUGAACCGCACAUUUAAUUUAGAAGGUAAGCUUCUAGCUGGCUUUGGAAUGAAGCCUUUACUUAACAUUGUCUGAAGGAAAUCCGAGAAGUGUAAUUAGACCAUCACUCAAGCUCAAGACAAGCUCUUACGAAAGAGGAGAAAGACGUGUUAGAAACUGUUGUCCACAGCUCUGACUUUUUUUUUUUUCCACAGCUCUGACUUUUAAUUGAUCAACAUUUUUCUUUCUUUGGGUCACAUACAAACCAACCAAAUGUGACUAAAAUAUUGUGUAUAAUUUUGGGGUUGGGAGGCCUGGUUUGAAAGAGUCAUUUAAGUAGUUACUAUCUAAGCAGUGACUGAUGUUGAAUACAAAUAUUAUUUAGGAGUCUGCCUGGCAUGUGGCACUCCACAGUAAUAUUUCUUAAGAGAAUAUGUUCUGGUGUCUUAUGUAGGGGGAGAAAUCACCUGGAGGAUAUUUGAGUCUAAGUCGAAGGACAAACGUCUAAUAGCAAUUGAUUAUAGAUUACAGGAAGGGCAGCCAGAGGAAGUAUCUUAAGAUUUGAGACACCACCUGCCCCCCCCCCCCCCAAAAAAAAAAGACAAAAUCAGAGAAAGCAUUUUCAAAGUUGCCAGGCUUGGGGAGGUGGGUAAACCUCGGGCAAACACGAGGUACUGCCCUGGAACUAAACUGCAAAUAGGUUUCCAUGAAAACCUUCCUCUUCAGAUUCCUUGUCUGCUCAAUUAAUAAAAAGUGGCUGGAAGUAAACAAAAGGGAUAAAAGAGAUGGGACAGAAGACAAGCUGUUUCCAACCCCAGUUCAAAACCAACCGCCAUUGUAACUUCCAUAAAGACCUGGUAUCAUGAAGCAGGUGAUUUCCUAUCAGGCUUAUAUUGGGAGGUGAUUUUUAGGGACAGGGUGUUUUACAGGAAAACUGU